UUCGCUUUCAGCUGUGGAAUGAGGAAGAGGAAAGGGUUUUGGCGUGUCGUUACCCUAAGAACAGAUGGAGGAAAGAAACUCUGUGCCGUGGAGACUCUAAUGUACAACAUAAUUGAAAGUCGAGGGGGCUGGCGGUAGUAUGAUGACAUUUGACAGGUUGUGACACUGGAAGCGGCAGAUGUUCAUGUUGGAUGUCUCUGAAUAUGGAAGCGGGCAGUCUGAAAGCAUGCUUGCCCAGGAGCUUGUACUGAAACAACGGACAGAGAUACUGCAUGCACUGUGUAGUAGCGGGUCAGCUGAACAUCUGGAAAGGGUUCUGGAUAUACUGCUGGCUCAGGGGGAGCUCUUAUGGGAGGACUACCAGAACAUACAUGUACCGGGUAGACCACUAUAUACCAAUGCCAGACAGUUGCUAAACCUGGUUUAUGCAAAGGGUGUGGAUACUUGCGAACUCUUCCUUACAGCUCUCAAACAGGUCCUGCCAGAAGUGCAGGGAGCUGGACUUGCCUUUUCAGGAUGCUGUUUAAAUCUUGAAAAAAAAGAGGAAUUUCAGUACACAUCAACGCAGACUCUUCUGGCUAAUAGACCAAGUCUUGUCAGCAAGCUCCAAGGCUGCAUUGACAGUGCUCUAGAGACUCUGGUUGUAUCAGGACACUUCACAUCAGGAGACUGCGAUGAAGUGCGACUUCCUAUACACACCCCCUCUCAGCAGGCAAGGUGUCUGCUUGACCAUGUCAACUCAAAAGGCGAGUCGGCGGCAAAGGUGGUACUGCAUUACAUUCAGCAAAAGCAGGAAUCUGGAUCCCAGCUGAACCAGGAGAAAUUGAAUUCUCCCAAAGAAUUCUUAAAGUAUCAAAAGAAGCUGAGCAGUUCUGUGUCUGCCCAGUGCUGCUUUCUCAGUACUUAUGGAGGAACCAACCACAUGUCCUUGGAUGACAUCUACACUGAAGGCCAGCUGGAACUUGCUGACGAGAGUGCUGAUCUCCAUGGACCUUUGGGCCUGGAGGACAUAGUUGGUACAGCAGGAACAGUGAAUGAGGAGGCUGACACAGUGCUGGUAUCUGGGGAGGCGGGCAGUGGGAAGAGCACCCUACUCCAGAGGCUGCACCUGCUUUGGGCUCGUGGGGCAGCCCUCCAGGGCUUUCUGUUUCUGUUCCCAUUCAGCUGUCGCAGGCUGAACUCAGAGCACAAGGAGCUGUCUGUCCAAGAGUUGCUGUUUCAGCACUGCUGCUGGCCAGACAGGGACCAGGAAGAGAUUUUCCAGUUCAUCCUGGACCACCCACAUCUCACCCUCUUCACUUUUGAUGGCCUGGAUGAGCUCAAGCAGAGCUUUUCAGAUGAGCACAGGCUCUGCUGCCCCACCCAGCGUGCACCUGUUCCCAUUCUAAUGUUCAACUUAAUCCAAGGCUCCCUAAUGAAGGGGGUGUGGAAAGUGGUAACUAGUCGUCCAGAGGCAGUGGGGCCUUUGCUGAGGAAACACCUUCGCAAAGAGGUCCUUUUGAAAGGUUUUUCCCCCAGUGGGAUUGACUGUUUUGUGAGGAAGCAUCACAGUGACCCCAUUGUGGCUGCUAAGGUUUUGGAGUCCUUACAGACAAACACAGCUUUACAUGGACUGUGUCACAGUCCAGUCCUCUGCUGGAUUGUCUCACAGUGCCAUAAGGAGCUGCUGGGCUGUGGAGAGGGCAGUUUACGAACAAUCACAGAUGUUUACGUGAUGAUCUUACAGCACUUUUUACAGCACCAAAGCCCCCUGAGGAGCACCAUGGGGUUAGGUUGGCUUCAGAAGCACCUACAAACAGUCUUGCGUCUAGGACAGCUUGCUUUUGAGGGGAUAGGAACCACCUGUUAUAUCUUCUCAUUUACAGACCUGGAAUCACGUGGUAUAACCGAAAAGGAUAUCUGCAUGGGUUUUCUCAUCCGAAGCAAUGAUAUGUCUUCCACCCAGAGUAAACACUAUGAAUUCCUUCAUGUGACUAUGCAGUGUUUUUUUGCUGCUUUGUAUAUUGUUAUGUCAAGUAACACUGACCGUUCCACCAUCCUUAAACUGUUUGAGGCGCAGGACACGAGAGAGACAGGUCUGAGGAGCAAAUGCUUUAGGGCCUGUUUGCCCUCCAUUGACAAACAAGACCAGAUUCUAGGGGGGGAAACUACAGCAGCUGAAACACCAAAUCUGCAAAUCACAGCCACCUUUGUGUCUGGACUACUGUCCCAGCGCCAUCGAAACAUGUGGCUCCACUGCUGCCCCAGUGCUAUGAUGGAAAAGAAGGUCAAACAAGUUUCGAGAUGCCUCUCCAAAGGCAUGCAGAAACACUUCAAGUCUAUCCCUCAACCUGUAGCAGGAGAGAAGAAGAGCAUGCAUGCAAUGCCAGGCUUUGUCUGGCUUAUCAAAUGCAUCUAUGAGAUGCAGGAGAGCAGGAUUGCUAAAGAUGCUAUCGGUAAGCUAGAAGUGGACCACCUGAAACUGACCUAUUGUAACAUUGGUCCUGUAGAGUGCACUGCACUGGCCUAUGUGCUCCAGCAUUUAAGGAAUCCUGUAGGCCUCCAGCUGGACAACAACUCCGUAGGUGAUGUUGGAGUUGAGCAGCUUCUUCCCUGCAUGCCCAUUUGUAAUUCCCUUUACCUCAGAAAUAACAACAUUACAGAUGAGGGCAUCCGCAAACUGAUUGCUAAAGGUAUCCAGUGUGACAACUUCCGGAAAAUUGCGCUCUUCAACAACAAGUUAACUGAUGCUUGUACACAGCACUUUUCCAAUCUAUUGAAGACCAAGCAGGACUUCCUAUCGCUAAGGUUGGGCAACAAUAACAUAACAGCAGAAGGUGCAAAGCAGUUGGCAGAGGGACUGAAAUUCAAUCAUUCACUGCAGUUUUUAGGGCUUUGGGGAAAUAAGAUAGGUGAUGCGGGAGCAGAAGCCCUGGCCAGUGCACUAGAGAACAGCAAAUCUCUGUUGUGGCUCAGCCUCGUAGGUAAUGGUGUAGGGAGUGCAGGAGCAUGCGCCCUAGCCAAAAUGAUCGAGAACAGCAAGUCACUGGAAGAGCUUUGGUUGACAGACAACUGCAUAACCAGAACAGGAGUGGAAUGUCUGAUUCGAGCCGUAGAACGCAAUACCCAUGUGAAAUCAAUAUGGUUGAGAAACAAUGAACUCAGUUUGGAGGAAGUAGAGGAGAUGACACAACGUGAAUCAAGACUGAUCUUCUGAUUUUGUAUUACGUUGACUGAGGACUGUUUAAUGCUUCAAGAACUGUUUCUAUUUAUUGCAGAAAAAAUUGUAUAUUAAAAUUUGAAAUGUAAAAUAUGUUUGUUAAAGUGUAUCUCCAUUUCUGAGAUCUAAAUGCCACUUUUCAGGGUUAUCUGAAUACACAAAGAUUUUCACCUUUGUCUUGGUUUCUUUUGUAGGUGUAGGAGGUGAUGAGAACACAUACCACAUACUGUCACCGCUACCGCUACUACUACUACUACUAUUACUACUACUACUACUGUUAACUACUGCUAAUAGUACUAGUAAUAAUAAUAAUCCUAACAACA
Molecule: messenger RNA, 3522 nt
Organism: Xiphias gladius (swordfish)
Lineage: Eukaryota; Metazoa; Chordata; Actinopteri; Istiophoriformes; Xiphiidae
Gene: nod2
Product: nucleotide-binding oligomerization domain containing 2
Exons: 11
Coding region: 179-3196 (1005 amino acids)
Biological process (GO): defense response to bacterium; positive regulation of canonical NF-kappaB signal transduction; response to muramyl dipeptide
Cellular component (GO): cytosol
Molecular function (GO): protein binding
Source: RefSeq, a predicted model, not a curated record